Papaver somniferum (opium poppy) is the source of this 638-nucleotide messenger RNA. Its product is annotated as guanosine deaminase-like. The transcript has 4 exons. NCBI's taxonomy places the organism in Eukaryota, Viridiplantae, Streptophyta, Magnoliopsida, Ranunculales, Papaveraceae. Gene Ontology annotation, biological process: purine nucleoside catabolic process. Gene Ontology annotation, molecular function: zinc ion binding; guanosine deaminase activity. The record is from RefSeq and is a predicted model, not a curated record. Bases 90 to 638 code for a protein of 182 amino acids.
CUGCAGAUUCUGAAAAUAAUAAGUUGCAUAUUUCAGCUCAAGUUGCUUAAUUCUGGUGGUUGACAUCUAAUCUCUCCCAGCCAUGGAAGAUGCAAAUGGAUACCGAUCACAAGUUCUUGAAACAAUCAGUUGAAGAAGCAUACGAGUCUGUCAAUACAAAAGAUGGGUAUCCUCUUGGCGCAGUUAUUGUUCGUAAUGGGGAAGUAGUCGUGAGUUGUCACAACAUGGCUCGUAAAUACAAAGAUCCAACUGCCCACGCUGAAAUGAUUGCUAUUCGAAUGGCCUGUGAGAAGCUGCACAUGGAAAAGUUCUCGGACUGUGAGAUAUAUGCGUCUUGUGAGCCUUGUCCAAUGUGCUUUGCUGCAAUUCAGUUUACUAGCAUUAAGAGGUUAGUUUAUGGAGCUGGAGCAGAAGCGUUAGCACCCAUGGGGUUUGGUAAUUUCAUUUCGGAUGCAUUGAGGGGUACCACUGCAUUUGAGAAAGCCAAUUUGGAGAUCAAGAAAGCGGAAGGUGACGAUGCUAUCAUGGCUAAGCAGGCGUUGCUAUCAUGGCCGAAUUUUCACAAAACCGAAGUUACAAAUUUCAGUCACUAUCUGUUUCCUCAACUCUUAAUGAACUUUUACCAUUUUGAUCAAUAA